AUGCCCUCUAUCCUACAGAUACCUAGCAUCAAUGGGACCUCGGUCACGGACGGAGCGUCUCCCGAGUCUCAUAGCGCGUUACGCUUGGAGGCAGCUCGGCAGCUUGGCAUUGCGCCGAGCGAGAUCGAGAUGACGCUAUCUUGCACCCCGUCCCAACUCGAUGUCAUGGAGAGUACUGCCGGCGACGAACGGAGCAACAUUGGCCACGCGAUAUUUGAGGUCGGAGAAGACGUUGACCUCGAGCGCCUGGCCGCAGCAUGGAGAGAGGUCACGCGCCAGACGCCCGCCUUGCGCACCCGCAUCUUCACCUCCGGGGCUGGAGCCCGUUACCAGGCGGUGUUGUCAGAGGGCUAUUCGUGGGUCCGCUCGAACCGGCCGGACGAGAGAGAAGCCUUCAUCGAGGCCGAGGUCGCGGCCGCGGCGGCGGAGAAGCAUAAUACCCGGUACGCCCUGCUUGAGGAUCCGAGCAUGAAGAAGCAGAGGUUGUUGCUAUGGACCUUCAGCCACGCCAUGGUAGACAGCUCCCUGCAGGACUACGUCGUAAACAGAGUUCUUGCCGUAUACUCGGGCGACGAUGCCGCCGCCCGGGAUGCUGUUGGUGCGGCGGCCGGGGAACAAGUCAACGGUCUUACAGCCGCGCCGGCGGACGCGGCCCCGUUCUGGCGGCGCCACUUUGACCAACUGGAUGCCUCUUCGUUUCCCGCCUUGCCCUCGCACCUAAACAAACCCCGGCCUGGCGCGCAGGCUGACCAUAGCAUCGCCUACAACAAGGUCCCCGUCCAAAGGGACUGGGACAACACUGCGGUUUGCCGAGCGGCGCUCGCGGUCCUCCUGGCCCGCUACACCCAUGCGUCGGAAGCACUCUUCGGCGUCGCGGUGGAGAGGCCGCCUCCUUAUCCCGAGUCGCAGGCGUCCUUGCUCCACUGCGGCCUGACACGGACCGUGAUGCCCACCCGUGUCUUUUGCGAUCCUCGCCAACCGGCCUCCGACCUUCUUCGGGCGUUGGCGGCCCACGAUGCCGCCGUUCGCGAGUUCGAGCACGCCGGCUUAGAUAGCGUCCGCGGUGCCGGGGAGUUCGGGUCCGCCGCGUGUGGUUUCCAGACCGUGCUGGCGGUCACAUCCUCCGAGCACGGCCGUGACCAUGUUCCCGUCGGCUCGAGUCCCGUGCUCCGUCGGACCGCCCUAGGAUCAGACAGAUUCACACCCUGCUUGGAUCGCGCCCUCCUGCUUCACUGCCACAUGGCCGAGGACUCGGCUUCGAUGCUUGCGAGAUACGACCCGAGCGUCCUUGACGCCAGGCAGGUGGCCCGUUUCCUGCGGCAGCUGGGGCUGUUGAUCGUCCAGUUCCAACACGAUGCCGUGGAGAAGCCCCUUGAGGAACUUCACAUCGUUACGGCGGAAGACCGCUCCGAGAUCGAGAGCUGGAACUCGGCGCUGCCUCUGAGGCACGACGUGUGCCUCCACGAUGUGGUAUCCCGCAAGGCCGCCGAGGCGCCGGACAGCCCCGCUGUGUACGCUUGGGACGGCGAGUGGUCGCAUGCGGAGAUGGACGGCGUGUCCUCGCGCCUCGCCGGACACAUCCAGUCCCUGAAGCUCGAUCCCGGCCACGCAGUGCCCCUCUGCUUCGAGAAGUCCAAGUGGAUGGUCGCCGCAGUCCUCGCCGUACUCAAGGCCGGCCAUGCCUUUGCGCUGGUCGACCCGGCCCAUCCGGCGGCACGCGUCGCCCAAAUAUGCCGGCAAACGUCUGCCACGUUCGCCCUCGCCUCCCGGCUCCACGCCGAUACCUUCCGCGGGCUCGUGCCUACCACGAUCGUUCUCGAGGAUGAUCUCCUGCGUUCUCUGUCCGGUAGUCGAGCAGGCUUCACGCCUGUCGCGAAGCCACAAGACCUGGCCUACAUCAUCUUCACGUCGGGGAGCACCGGCGAGCCCAAGGGAGCAAUGCUGGAGCAUCGGGCGUUCGCCUCGUGUGCGCUCCAGUUCAGCCCUUCUCUAGGCAUCGAUCAGAAUACCCGCUCCCUCCAGUUCUCCUCGUAUGCCUUCGGCUCGAGUUUGGCGGAGACCAUGUGCACACUGAUGCACGGAGGCUGUGUCUGCAUUCCCUCGGACCACGACCGCAUGAACGACAUCGCGGGCUUCAUCAAGAGAGCGCGCGUCAACUGGUCGACGCUCACGCCAUCGUUCGUCUCAACCAUCCCCCCGGAAAGCCUCUCCGGGCUUCGGACCCUCCUUUCGGGAGGUGAGUCCUUCUCGGCGUACCAGAGAGACUCGUUCUCGUCCCGAAUCCAGGUCAUCAACUCCUACGGCCAGAGCGAGAGCUCAACUAUAUGCGGUGGCUCUCGCGUCUACCCAGACACGGCCGACCUGCAGAACAUUGGUCGUGCCUUGGGUGCCCGCUACUGGAUCACAAACCCGGACGACCCCGGGAGACUCGCCCCGAUCGGGUGCGUCGGCGAGCUGAUGAUUGAGAGCCCCGGCAUCGCCAGGGGCUACGUCGUGCCCCCGCCCCCGGACCAGUCGCCGUUCCUCGACGACGCGCCAGCCUGGUACCCCGCGGAGUGGCGGCGGCACCAGAAGGCCAACGGCUACCGGUUCUACAGGACCGGUGACCUCGUCUGCUACAGGCCAGACGGGACCGUCGCAUACCUCGGGCGCAGGGACUUGCAGGUCAAGAUCCGGGGACAGCGUGUCGAGCUCGGCGACGUGGAGAGCCAUCUGCGCAAGGCGCUUCCUAAACAUCUGGUACCCGUGGCCGAGGUCGUCAAACGAUCCCACGAGGCGAGCAGCGCGGCCCUGGUCGGAUUCCUCUUUGGGCCGUUCCAACCCGAAGAAGCUGCCCAUCUCGACAAGGAGGCCUACAUACUGGACGGAAGAGCCUCCCAGCGCAUCAGGGCGCCGCUGACGCAGGCUCUACCCGACUAUGCCGUCCCGUCUUAUUUCAUCCGCAUGGAGGAGCGUCCGACGAUAGUGACCGGGAAGACGGACCGUAAGCGUCUCCGUGCCAUCGGCGCCAAGCUCGUCGAGGAGCUCAUCCAGAGCGCCAUAUCGCAGCCCGAAGCCUCAGCCGGGGAGCCAGCGGGAGCAGAGGACCAGCUGCGGCAGAUGUGGUUCCGGAGCCUGAAUCUCCCCGCCACGUCGGCCAGCCACGGCGCCAACUUCUUCGACCUGGGCGGUGACUCCAUCGCGGCGAUCAAGCUGGUGAACAUGGCGAGGUCGGUUGGCAUGAAGUUGACCGUGACCGACAUCUUCCAGCAGCCAACCUGGAAGGGUCUGGCGGCCAUGGUGCGGGAGAAAUCGUCCAAGGACGACCCGAUCACCGCGGAGCCGUACCAGGGACCCGUCGAGCUGUCGUAUGCGCAGGGCCGCCUCUGGUUCUUGGAGCAGCUCAACCAAGGUUCUUCGUGGUAUCUCGUGCCCUUCGCAGAGCGGCUGCGCGGCCCCCUCAAUAUUGAGGCCCUCACCGCCGCCCUCCAUGCCCUGAAGCAGCGGCACGAAGCCCUGCGGACGACGUUCGAAGAUCACGACGGCGUGGGAAUGCAGGUGGUCCACGAGAGCCACUUCAGGGAGAUUCGAGUCGUCGAUGUACCGUCGGCCCCUGCUCAGUACAAGGAGGUCCUGCGACAAGAGCAGACGACACCUUUCAACUUAUCGAGCGAGCCGGGAUGGCGCGUAGCGCUGCUGAGGCUAGGCGACGAGGACCACGUCCUUUCGAUUGUCUUCCAUCACAUCAUCUCGGACGGCUGGACGGUCGAUAUCAUGCGCAAGGAGCUCAGCAUCCUUUACGCCGCCGCCCGGUGCGGCGAGGACCCCUUGACCCGACUACCCCCUUUACCCAUACAGUAUCGCGACUUCGCCUCUUGGCAGCGUCAAGAGACGCAAGUCGCCGAACAUCAGCGACAGCUCGAUUACUGGACAGAGCAACUGGCAGAUAACUCCCCGAGCGAGCUCAUAUGCGAUAAAACGCGGCCGGCGAUCCUCUCGGGUCAUGCCGGGGAGAUCGACUUCGCCGUCCAAGGCCGCUUGUUUGAGAGCCUCCAGGCCUUUUGCCGCGACCACCAGGUGACCCCGUUUGCCGUCCUCUUCGCGGCCUUUCGCGCGACGCAUUACCGCUUGACCGGCGCAGAAGAUGCAACUAUUGCCACGCCCGUUGCUAACCGUGGCCGCGCUGAGCUAGAGGGCAUGAUCGGCUUCUUCGUUAACACCCAGUGCCUUCGUACGGUUAUCGAGGGUAACGAGACGUUCCACGGCUUGGUAAAACAAGUGCUUUCGACUGCAACGGCGGCGUGGGAGCACCAAGACGUGCCAUUUGAACGCAUCGUGUCGGCACUUCUUCCUGGAUCAAGAGACGCAUCAAGGAACCCCCUAUCCCAGCUCGCCUUCGCACUGCACUCACAACAGGAUUUCGGCCGGAUCCAUCUGGAGGACGUCCGCAGCGAGUCUCUACCUGCUGUGCCAACCGCUCGCUUUGAUAUGGAGUUCCAUCUGUACCGCGAACAGGACCGGUUCCGCGGCCACGUCCUGUUUGCUUCCGACCUGUUCGAGCGCGCCACCAUUGCCGGCGUGGUCGACACCUUCUUGGAGGUGCUCCGUCGUGGCCUCGAACAGCCCAAGACUCGCGUCGCCACGCUGCCCCUGACCGACAGGAUGGCGGAACUGCACCGGAUGGGCCUGCACGACGUCGAAAAGACGGAUUAUCCCCGAGACGCCAGUCUAGUGGACCUCUUCCGGGAUGAGGUGGCGGCUCAUCCCGAGGCCGUGGCCGUUACGGAAAUGUCGUCGCUGACGAUGACAUACGCCGAGCUCGACCGGCAAUCCGAUAAGCUCGCCGGCUGGUUGCGUCAACGCCGGCUUGCUCCCGAGACCCCGGUAGCCGUAUUCGCUCCUCGAUGCUGCCAGACCAUCGUGACCUUUCUCGCCAUCCUCAAGGCGAACCUCGCCUAUCUCCCGCUCGAUGUGAACAUGCCUGCAGGCCGCAUUGAAACGAUCCUGUCAGCAGUGCAGGGCCACAAGCUGAUGUUACUUGGUGCUGACGCGCCGAAGCUUCCCAUCAAAGUGGCCGACGUCGAGAUGGUUUCCAUCACAGAUGCUCUGGGCGAGGCCGCCGAGAUACAUCAUCAGACAGACGGCUCUGCCGGGCCACGGGCGACGAGCCUGGCCUACGUGAUGUUCACCUCCGGCUCUACCGGCCAACCCAAGGGCGUUAUGAUAGAGCACCGCGGUAUCAUCAGGUUGGUGAGGGAGAGCAACGCCCACUCCAAGCUUCCGGCCGCCGCCCGCGUAGCACACAUGUCCAAUAUCGCAUUCGACGCCUCAACGUGGGAGAUUUGGGUGGCACUUCUCAACGGAGGGACCGCCGUAUGCAUUGACUAUUUUACUACAUUGGACAGCGAAGCCCUGGGGGCCGCUUUCGCCCAGCACGGAAUCCAUGUCUUGUUGCUGCCACCGGCCCUCCUCAAACAGUGCCUCGCUAACACGCCCGAUACGCUGCGUGGCUUGGACAUGCUUUUCGUUGGCGGUGAACGGUUCGACGGCCGCGAUGCGAUCGAGGCCAAGGCGCUCGUCCGCGGCAGCAUCUACAACGCGUACGGCCCGACCGAAAACACCGUCAUCAGUACCUUCUACGAAGUGACGGACGGCGACGCCUCGCUUGCCAACGGUACGCCGAUUGGGCGCGCCAUCAGCAACUCGGGCGCAUUCAUUAUGGACCCGGACCAACAGUUCGUUCCCGUAGGAGUCAUGGGAGAGCUUGUGGUCACCGGCGAUGGUCUUGCGAGGGGCUAUACAGAUCAGAAGCUCAACCAAGAUCGGUUCAUCCAGAUAGACAUUGCCGGGGAGCUUGUACGGGCGUAUCGAACAGGCGACCGUGUGAGAUACAGGCCGACCGACGGGCAGAUCGAGUUCUCUGGCCGUAUUGAUCAGCAGGUCAAGAUUCGCGGCCACCGUAUCGAACCGGCCGAGAUUGAGCAAGCGAUCCUUAGCCAGGGGGGUGUUCUCGACGCCGCAGCCAUCGUCCGCAAGGUCGACGGAGAAGAGCCGAGCAUCAUUUGCUUCGCGGUGGCCCGAGACGACAACACGGCAGUCAAACCCACCUCUGCCAGUGAUGACGAGACUCCUGGGACUGUAUGUGGUCACGACGACGAGUUCGCAACAAUGCUGGAGCAACAGAUAUGGCAGCGACUGAAGGCUGUGUUGCCGCGGUUCAUGAUCCCCGCACAGAUCUUCAUACUCGACAAGAUGCCUCUCAACGCCAACGGCAAGGUUGACCGGCGCGAAUUAGCCCACAGGGCCCAGACGACACCGAGAGACAGCAAGGCCUCGGGCCAAAAGCCUGACCACGUGCCGCCGCGUAACGACAUCGAGGCCGCUCUGUGCGAGGAGUUUGCCAGCGUUCUAGGUAACACCAAGGUCGGUAUCACUGACAACUUCUUCGACAUGGGCGGCCACUCCCUCAUGGCCACGAAACUGGCCGCGCGUAUCAGCCGGCGGCUCGAGGCCCGCGUGACAGUCAAAGACAUAUUCGAACAUCCCAUCCUCCUCGACCUCGCCUUGACCGUCAAGCGCGGCUCAACCCAGCACAGCCCCAUUGUCUCCCACCCGUACAGCGGGUCUGUUGAACAGUCGUUCGCCCAGGGGCGUAUUUGGUUCCUCGAGCGUCUGUACCCGGGCCUCACGUGGUACCUCUCGUCGUUUGCGUCUCGUCUUGACGGACCACUUGAUCUAGAGGCACUGAGAACGGCGCUACUAGCGUUGGAGGAACGUCACGAGGGACUACGGACCACGUUCCAGCAACAGGAUGGAAUGAACGUGCAAGUGGUGCAACCGUUCGUUCCAAAGAAGCUCCGGGUUAUCGACAUCACUGGAGGCUCCGAGGAAGAGCUGACGCUCGCCUUAAACAGAGAGACUUCUCAGCCUUUCGACUUGGAAACUGAACCUGGCUGGCGACCGGCCCUCAUUCGCCUGGGCGAGGAGUCCCAUGUGCUCUCCGUUGUGAUGCACCAUAUCGUUUCUGACGGUUGGUCUCUCAACAUCCUCCGGCGCGAGCUGGCCGCGUUUUACGCCGCAGCGCUGCGUGGCAAGAAGCCGCUGUCGACGGUGAACCCUCUGCCCAUUCACUAUCGCGACUUUUCCAUCUGGCAAAAGGAGGAAGCACAAGUGGCUGAACAUGAGCGGCAACUGGCAUAUUGGAAACAGCAGUUGUCCGGCAGCCAACCCGCCACCCUCAUGUGUGAUAAGCCACGGCCUGCCACGAUCUCCGGAAACGGAGGCCUCGUGGAACUAUCCAUCGAAGGGCACAUAUACGAAAGGCUCCAGACCUUCUGUCGCACCCGUCAGGCCACCCUGUUCGCCGUGCUGCUGGCUGCCUUCCGCGCAGCGCAUUAUCGCCUCACGGGCGACGACGAUGUGACGAUCGGCACCCCUAUCGCCAACCGUACUAGGUUGGAGCUCGAAGACCUGAUUGGAUUCUUUGUCAAUACCCAGUGCAUGAGGAUCGCCGUUGAUGACGAUCAAACAUUCGACGGGCUGGUUCGCCAGGUACGCUCAACCGUGACCUCUGCGUUUGAGAACCAAGAUGUGCCCUUUGACCGUAUCGUAUCGGCCCUGCUACCGGGGUCGAGGGAUACGUCUCGCAACCCGUUGGUGCAGCUGAUCUUCGCCGUCCACUCGCAGCAGGAGGAUAUUGGCAAGAUCCAGCUCGAGGGCCUCACUGAAAAGAUGAUGCCCGUCGCGCCAACCACGAGAUUCGAUCUGGAGUUCCACCUUUUCCAAGAGGAUGCAAGACUAAGGGGCACCGUAUUUUAUUCGACAGAUCUCUUUGAGGCCAAGACCGUGCAGACCUUGAUUCACGUGUUCGAGGAGGUCCUGCACCGGACCCUCGACCAGCCACAGGCGCCCAUCGGAGGUCUGCCCCUGACCGACGGACUUCCAGCCCUCAGGAAUCUGGGUCUACUGCAGGUUAACAAGUCGGAAUAUCCCCGGGAUUCCAGCGUUGUUGACAUUUUCCUUGAGACGGCGUCUUCCUAUCCCGAGGCGACUGCCGUGAAGGACUCCUCAUCUCAGCUGACUUACACCCAGCUUGACGAACAGUCGGACUGCCUUGCCGCUUGGUUGCGCGAGCGCACAUUCGCCCCUGGAACACUGGUCGGCGUCCUUGCUCCGCGAUCGUGUGAGGCUGUGGUCACGCUUCUCGCAAUUCUGAAGGCGAAUUUGGCCUACUUACCGUUUGAUAAUAAUGUGCCUACUGCUCGCCUGGAGGACAUAUUAUCGGAGGUGCCCGGCCAUAAGCUUCUACUGGUCGGUUCCACGGUAUCCAUGCCGGACCUGAAGAUGCCCGACGUCCAGCUGGUGCGUAUUGUUGAGGCAACGAACGGGAGCCGUCAUCGCCAGAGGCAGGAUGGCGAUGGCGAGGAUGCAACACCAGGGCCGCAAGCAACCAGCCUUGCGUAUGUCAUGUUCACCUCCGGUUCGACUGGCCGCCCCAAGGGUGUUAUGAUUGAGCACCGCAGUAUCGUGCGGCUCGUCAAGAACACGAGCCCGCAUCUACAGGCCGGCGUGGGAGUCGGCUUGGCGCAUGUAUCCAACCUCGCCUUCGACGCCACCACUUGGGAAAUAUACGGACCCCUUCUCAAUGGCGGUACGGUCGUCUGCCUGGAUCAGAUGACGGUUCUGAGUCCCUCUCUUCUACUCGACGCGUUCCGCGCCAACGAUAUCAAAAUGGCUUUCUUCACCACCGCCUUGAUGCGUCAGUUCCUCGAGGAAAUGCCCUCUAUUAUUGGCAGCCUUGACGUCUUGCUCGUCGGAGGAGAGACGAUGAGGUCCAAGGACGCCUUCAAGGCACGAGGACUCGUUCGGAAGGCCUUUUGCCACGUUUACGGACCAACAGAAAACACAACGUUCAGCACGCUCUAUGAAAUGGGCCCUGAUGACCGUUGCGUGAACGGACUGCCCAUCGGGCGGAGUAUCAAAAAUUCCGGGGCCUUCGUUAUGGACUCUCGCCAGCAAUUGGUGCCGCUGGGCGUGAUCGGCGAGCUUGUCGUUACGGGUGACGGCCUGGCCCGCGGAUAUACUGAUUCCUCGCUUGACCAGGCCCGAUUUGUACAGGUGACCAUCGACGGCCAGUCUGUACGGGCGUACCGGACCGGUGACCGCGCGCGAUACCGCCCGGCCGACGGGGAGCUCGAAUUCAUCGGCCGAACGGAUAACCAGGUCAAAAUCAGAGGAUACCGUAUCGAGACCGCCGAGGUGGAACAGGCCCUGGCCGGUCUCACCGAGGUUCGCGAUUCAGCCAUUGUGAUCCGGAAGUUUGACGACCAGCUGCCGGAGAUGGUCGGGUUCGUGACCGUCCACACCGAUACCGAACACGGUGAUGUGGAGAAUGGAGACGGGGACGGGGAAACAGCCGCCGUGGCCGCCGCCGCCGCCGCCGCCGCCGCCAACGUGACCGAGAGAAGCAUUCGCCAGCGACUCCAGGCCGUUCUUCCCUCCUACAUGGUACCAACCCAGAUCAUUGUGGUGGACCAUCUGCCACUUACAACGAAUGGCAAGGUGAAUCGUCAAGAGCUGGUCAGAAGAGCCCUGACGACUCUGAGAACCACGACGGUUACGCUACGCGUGGCACCGCGUAACGAGGUUGAAGCGGCACUUUGCGAAGAGUAUGUAACAGUGCUCGGCAUCGAAGUCGGCAUUACCGAUAACUUCUUCGAUCUCGGUGGUCACUCGUUGAUGGCAACCAAGCUGGCGGCACGAAUCAGUCGCAGGUUGGACGCCCGCGUGUCGGUCAAGGAUAUCUUUGACCAACCGGUUCUCGUCGACCUUGCUGCCAUCAUCCGGCCGGGCUCAGCCCUGCACAGUCCCAUUACGCCGAUGCCGUACUACGGACCGGUCGAGCAAUCCUUUGCUCAGGGCCGCCUCUGGUUCAUGGAUAAGCUCAAUGCUGGCGCGGUAUGGUAUCUGAUGCCAUUUGCCGCCCGCCUGCGAGGCCCGUUAAGCGUGGAUGCCCUUUCUAUUGCCAUUAAUACGCUGGAGGAGCGCCAUGAGUCGUUGAGGACGACGUUUGCGGAACAAGGCGGCGUCCGCGUGCAAGUUGUUCACCCUCCCUGCAACAAGACGCUGAAAUUCGUCGACCUCUCUACCGCCCGUGACGGCGGGAGCUACGCGGAGCCGCUCAGAAAAGAGCAGAAAACCCCCUUUGACCUUGCCUCGGAUAUGGGCUGGAGGGUGACCUUGUACAGGGUCGGCGAGGACGACCAUGUUCUGUCCAUCGUCAUGCAUCACAUCAUAGCAGACGGGUGGUCUGUUGACGUCCUGCGCAAAGAAAUCGGGGCAUUCUAUGCCGCAGCGCUGCAUGGAGAAGACCCCCUUUCGCGGGUGCGCCCUCUUCCGAUCCAGUAUCGUGACUUUGCCGUGUGGCAGAAGAGCGAUGCCCAGGCGAUCGAUCAACAACGCCAGCUUGAGUAUUGGACCGAACAUUUGGCCGACAGUACACCGGCCGAAUUCUUGACCGAUAAGCCGCGUCCGGCCAUUCUUUCAGGUAACUCUGGACUUGUUCAAAUGACCGUCAAGGGCCCCGUCUACGAGAGUUUGCAGACGUACUGCAGAGCCAACCGUUCCACGUCCUUUGCCGUGCUGCUCGCAGCCUUCCGUGCCACCCACUACAGGCUCACCGGGGUCAAAGACGCGACCAUCGGGACGCCAAUCGCGAACCGAAAUAGGCCCGAACUCGAGGAUCUCAUCGGGUUCUUCGUCAACCUCCAGUGUAUGCGGACGGACAUGCAAGACGACGAGACGUUCAACAGCCUCGUCCAGCAAGUCCGCGCUGCCACCGCAGCCGCCUUUGAGAAUCAGGACAUCCCGUUCGAGAGCAUUGUGGCGGCCGUGCAGCCGACUUCUCGCGAUGCGUCGCGUAACCCGUUGGUGCAGGUCGUGUUCGCCUUGCACUCGCAGCAUGAUAUUGGCAGACUUCCCCUCGAGGGCCUGGCAAGUGAGCGUCUCAUGGCGCCCCCGACGACGCGGUUCGAUUUUGAGUUUCACUUGUUCCAGGAAGAAGGCCAGCUGGCCGGCACCAUUCUGUACGCGUCUGACCUGUUCGAGGCCGCUACGAUUCAGGGUGUCGCAGAUAUCUUCCAGGAGGUGCUGCGUCGCGGGCUUGCACAGCCAGACACGCGCAUUGCGUCCCUACCACUAAUGGAUGGAAUGAAUGGGCCGCAUGGCCUUCGAGCCGUUGGUAUCGACGAUGCAGAGGAGACGAGGGCCGAAUACCCGCGGGAAUCCAGCGUCGUGGAUGUCUUUGCCCAACAGGUUGCUGCAGCCCCCGAUGCAAUCGCAGUCAAAGACUCGAUCUCGCAGUUGACAUACUCGCAGCUGGACGAGAAAUCCAGCAUUCUGGCGGCUUGGCUUCGAAACCAGCAUCUCGCGGCGGAGACGCCCGUUGCGCUUUUUUCUCCCCGGUCAUGCGAGACCAUCGUCGCAAUCCUCGGUAUCCUCAAGGCCAACAUGGCAUAUCUUCCCAUGGACGUCAAAAUGCCGGCAGCACGACUCAACUCCAUCCUCUCCACUCUGGAGGGCCGGGUCAUCGUCUUGCUAGGAAGCGCAGUCACCAGACCGGCUCUUGACGUACCCAAUGUCUCGAUGGUGCUAAUCUGCGAUACCCUCCGUAACUACCCCGGCGAUAAAUCUUCCCAGGACAUUGCCGGGCCGACUGCUACAAGUCUUGCCUACAUCAUAUUUACAUCUGGAUCGACUGGAAAGCCAAAAGGGGUGAUGAUUGAGCAUCGGGGCAUCGUGAGGUUGGUCAAGAAUAGCAACGUUGUUGCAAAGCUCCCGCCUACAGCACGACUCGCCCAUCUUUCGAACCUUGCAUUUGACGCAUCCACGUGGGAGAUCUAUACAGCGCUGCUUAACGGCGGCACCUUGGUUUGCGUCGACUACUUCACCACCCUGGAUCCCGCAGCCCUCAACACCCUUUUCGCCAAGGAGCAGAUCCAGGUGACCAUACUGGCACCCGCGUUGCUGAAGCAGUGUAUCAAGCCGAUGUCUGCGGCAAUCGGCGCAUUGGAUGUCUUGCUCGUUGGAGGCGACAGAUUCGACGGCCACGAUGCUGCGGCGGUACAGGCGUUAGUGCGAGGCAGCGUGUACAACGCCUACGGACCAUCUGAAAACACGGUCAUCAGCACCAUCUACGAGUUGUCUGAGAUGGACUCAUUCGUCAACGGCGUCCCCAUCGGCAAGUCCGUCAGUCAUUCUGGCGCUUAUAUACUGGAUACUAACCAGCAGCCCGUUCCUGCGGGUGUGAUGGGCGAGCUUGUUGUUACGGGAGACGGUUUGGCUCGUGGCUAUACCGAUGCAUCCCUCAACGAGGGCCGCUUUGCAGAGGUGACAAUCCAUGAUAAGGUUCUCAGGGCGUACCGCACCGGUGAUCGCGUGCGCCACCGUCCCACAGAUGGGCAAAUCGAGUUCUUUGGACGGAUGGACCAGCAGGUCAAGAUCCGUGGCCACCGCGUGGAACCAGCCGAGGUCGAGCAGGCGCUGCUCAACCAUGCUGACGUGCUCGAUGCCGCUGUCGUGCUCCGCCGGGAGGAAGGCAAAGAGACGGAAAUGGUCGCCUUCGUGGCGGCCCGGGGCGAUCAGUCCCUGGAGCAGGAUGAGGCCAGGAACCAGGUCCAAGACUGGGGCAACCACUUUGAGACGGACACCUAUGCCGACAUCGAGACCAUCGACCAACCCGAGGUCGGUAACGACUUCUUGAAUUGGACGUCUAUGUAUGAUGGGGUCGAGAUCGACAAGAAGGAGAUGCAGGAGUGGCUCGAUGACACAAUGCUGGCGCUCCACGAUGGACAGCCGGCCGGCCACGUCCUGGAGAUCGGCACUGGCACAGGUAUGAUCCUUUUCAACCUCAAGGGCCUCGAGAGCUACGUCGGACUCGAUCCCUCCGGCUCUGCGGCCGCAUUCGUCGACAGAAACAUCAGGUCAGUUCCGUCCCUUGUCGACAAGGCCACGGUUCAAGUCGGCACGGCGAUGGACGUGGCAGAGCUCCAUGUCCGGGCCAACCUGGUUGUGACCAACUCGGUCGUUCAGUACUUCCCGUCAGCCGACUACCUGUUCCAGGUGAUGGAGCAUCUGGUCCGCAUCCCCGGCGUUCAACGUCUAUUCUUCGGCGACGUCCGGACCUACGCCAUAAACCGAGACUUCCUGGCAUCGAGGGCACUCCGCGAAAUCGGCCCGGCUGCGACCCGGGAAAGGGUCCGGCUCCGGGUGGCCGAGCUGGAAGCACGCGAAGAGGAAUUGCUCAUUGACCCGGCCUUCUUCACCGGCCUUACCGGCCGCCUCCCCAACAAUGUAUGGCACGUAGAGAUCCUGCCUAAGCAGAUGAAGGCCACCAACGAGCUCAGCGCCUACCGAUACACGGCCGUUGUUCACGUGCGAGGCUCCGAGGACGAGCAGCCCCAGCAACCUGUGCACGCCAUCGCUGCCGACGCGUGGACCGAUUUCAAAAAGGCCAAGCUGGACUCGUCCGGGCUCCUAGACCUGCUCCAGAGGUCGAAGAGCGAUGUCUUGACCGUUCCUGUAGCCAAUAUUCCCUACAGCAAGACUAUUGUCGAGCGGCUCCUAGUCGAGUCGUUGGACGACGACGAAGAGACACAACGCAAUGUCGAUGGUGCGGCCUGGGUCUCGGCGAUCUGCAGCGCAGCAGAGAACUGCGCGUCCCUUUCUGCGGCAGAUGUCGUCGAAAUCGGCAAACAGGCCGGCUUCCGCGUCGAGCUGAGCUGGGCCCGCCAACGGUCCCAGAACGGAGCGCUGGAUGCCGUGUUCCAUCGCCACCGGCUCGACAGCAAUCACUCCUCCCGAGUGUUCUUCGGCUUCCCGACGGAACACGACGGACGACCAUCCGGUCUGCUCACGAACCGGCCCCUGCAACGGAACCAGAGUCUGCGUCUCGAGACGCAGAUCCGGGAACACCUCCAAACCGUGCUACCCCCGUAUAUGAUUCCGGUCCAGAUCGUGGCGCUGGAUCAGCUACCUCUCAACGCCAACGGGAAGAUCGACCGUCGUGAGCUGACGCGCAAGGCAAAGGCGGCACCGAGUACAAAGGUCCUGUCAUCCGAGCGCGUAGAGCCGCGCAACGAGGUUGAGGCUGUGUUGUGCGAGGAAUUCUCCGUGAUCCUCGGGGCCGACGUGGGAAUCAAGGACAACUUCUUCCACCUUGGAGGCCACUCCCUCAUGGCCACGAGGCUUGCCGCAAGCCUCAGCCGACGGUUGAACACCCGCAUCUCCGUCAAGGACAUCUUUGACAAUCCCCUCAUCAUCGACCUGGCUGCCAAUAUCAGACAGGGUUCCAGCAAGCAUAACGCCAUCAAGCCCACGCCUUAUACCGGCCCCGUUGAGCAGUCAUUUGCCCAAGGUCGCUUGUGGUUCCUCGACCAGCUCGACUUUGGAGCAUCGUGGUAUGUCAUGCCUCUUGCGAUACGUCUGCGUGGUCCGCUACAGGUCCACGCGCUCGCUGCAGCACUCGGUGCUCUCGAGCAGCGCCACGAGACAUUGCGCACCACGUUUGAAGACCAUGACGGUGUUGGAGUCCAGGUCGUUCACCCGUACGAGUCCAAGGAGCUCCGGGUGAUUAAUGUGCCAGCAGACUAUCCCGAGGCACUCCGCGAGGAGCAAAACACUCCUUUCGACCUUGGUGUCGAACCCGGCUGGCGGCCGGCGCUCUUCCGCGUAGGCGAGCAGGAUCACAUCCUAUCCAUCGUCAUGCACCAUAUAAUCUACGAUGGAUGGUCAUUUGAGAUCCUCCAGCGGGAACUGACGGCAUUCUACGCAGCCGCAGUUCAGGGCCAAGAUCCCCUGGCUCAAAUACAGCCGCUGUCUAUCCAGUACAGGGAUUUCGCAGUCUGGCAGAAGCAAGAGGCCCAGGUCGCUGAGCAUGAGCGUCAGCUAUCAUAUUGGCGACAGCAGCUCAAGGGCAGCCAGCCGGCAAGUCUGCUCAACGAUAAACCCAGGCCGACUGCGCAGACCGGCGACGCUGGUCUCGCUUCUGUUGUUAUCGAGGGUUCCACAUUCAAGAACCUCCAGGCGUACUGCCGCGCUCGCCAGGCUACGCCGUUCAUAGUUCUCCUGGCCGCAUUCCGGGCUACCCAUUUCCGCUUGACAGGCGUUGAAGAUGCAACUAUAGGUACACCUAUCGCCAACCGUAACAGGCCCGAAGUCGAGGACUUGGUGGGCUUCUUCGUCAACACGCAAUGCAUGCGUAUCACCGUCGAGGAAGAAGAUGAGACCUUUGCAUCCCUGGUCCAGCAAGUCCGGGCCACCGUCAACACGGCAUUCGAGAAUCAAGAUGUGCCCUUUGAGCGCAUUGUGUCGGCUUUGCUGCCCGGAUCCAGGGAUACUUCGCGGAACCCGCUGGUGCAACUGAUGUUUGCCGUCCAUACCCAGCAGGGCCUUGGUAGCUUUCAGCUGGACAACGUAUCCAGCGAGCGUCUGCCCAACGCAGCGACAACACGGUUUGAUAUGGAAUUCCACUUGUUCCAGGAAAAGGACCGGCUUACGGGUAGCAUUGUGUACGCCACUGACCUCUUCAGUCCUGACACUAUCCGUGUCGUAGUGGAUGUGUUCCAAGAGAUUUUGCGUCGCAGCCUCGAGCAGCCAGAGGCCGCCCUCUCUUCACUCGCACUCACAGACGGCCUAGUCGAGGUUCGAAAUAUGGGCUUGCUAACAAUCCCGAAGACAGCAUACCCCAGGGACGCCAGCGUGGUCGAGCUCUUCCGCGAGCAGGCGCGCAGACACCCUGAUUCGCCAGCUGUUGUUGACGCUUCCUCGACACUGACCUAUUCAGAGUUAGAUCGGCAAUCCGACAAGUUCGCUGCAUGGCUACGACUCCGGGGCCUGCCUGACGAGACGAUCGUCGGUGUCCUGGCGCCGCGGUCGUGUGAGACCACUGUGGCCUUGCUGGGUAUCCUCAAGGCAAACCUGGCAUACCUCCCGCUGGACAUCAAAGUGCCUCUACCUCGCCUCGAGGCCAUCCUAUCGAGUUUGCAAGGGCGUAAACUUCUCUUCCUAGGCGCCGGUGUUCCCGUUCCCGAAUCACCGCUUCCAGACGUCGAGCUGGUUCGGGUCGGCGAAGCACUCAAGGGAAAACACGCCACUCAAGGUGCCGCCGGGUCGCAGCCGUCCGCAAGGAGCCUUGCCUACGUCGUCUUCACUUCGGGCUCAACCGGCAAACCAAAGGGCGUCAUGAUAGAGCACCGUGGCAUUGUGCGUCUGGUUAGGAACACCAAUUGCGUGGCUGAUUUACCCCCGGCUGCUCGCGUGGCGCACAUGUCCAACCUGGCAUUCGAUAUUUCCGUCUGGGAGAUCUUUGGUUCCCUUCUGAAUGGAGGCACCAUGAUCUGUGUAGACUACUUCACCCUCCUGGACCCAAAGGCCCUGGCGGCCUUGUUCAUACGCGAACGGGUCGAGGCAAUGAUUCUCCCGUCCCCCUUGCUCAAGCAGUACCUUGCCACCGUGCCGGAAAUGCUGGCUUCGCUCAAGCUUGUUCUCUCCGGUGGCGACCGCUUCGACGCCCACGACGCAAUCAGAACCAGAUCUCUUAUAUCAGCAUCGGGAAGCGUCUACAAUGCGUACGGACCGACGGAGAAUUCGGUCCUCAGCACGAUGCACAAGAUCAGCAAGAAAGCCCAGUACGUCAACGGCGUUCCCAUCGGUCAUGCUCUCAGCAACUCUGGCGCCUAUAUCAUGGAUGUACGUCAAAAUCCUGUGCCGAUCGGUGUCAUGGGAGAACUCGUCGUAUCGGGCGACGGCCUCGCCAGGGGAUACACCGAUCCGGCGCUGGACAAGGGCCGGUUCGUGGAAGUUACCCUCGGGGAUGGCCAGCCGCCUAUCCGGGCGUACCGGACCGGCGAUCGCGCUCGGUACCGGCCAGACGGGGAGAUGGAAUUCUUCGGCCGUAUCGACGACCAGGUCAAGGUCCGCGGCCACCGCAUCGAGCCGGCGGAGAUUGAGCAUGCCAUGCUCGCCCAGAAAGCAGUUCUCGACGCGGCUGUUGUCGUCCGCAAGCCCGAGGGCGCGGAGGAGGGUGAAGUUGUCGGUCUCGUUGUCGUCGAUGGCGUCUCUUCAGACGGCGACGCUGCCGUCCAGACGGAAAAGAGGAUCCUGCAACGGCUGCAGGCCCUUCUCCCGUCCUAUAUGGUGCCCGUCCAGAUCAUCGUGCUGGAUCAGAUGCCCGUCAAUGCCAAUGGCAAACUCGAUCGCCGCGAGCUUGUGCGCAAGGCCGAGGCAGCGCCAAAGAGCAACAGCAAGGAGAUCUCGGAGCGCACCGCGCCAACGAACGAUAUCGAGGCCGCCCUGUGUGAAGAGUUCACGAGCGUGCUUGGCGUCGAGGUCGGAACAACCGACAGCUUUUUCGACCUUGGCGGGCACUCUUUAAUGGCAACGAAGCUCGCGGUACGCCUGAGCCGGCGUUUCCACACCAGGGUCUCGGUGAAGGACGUCUUCGAUAAGCCGGUCAUUGUCGAUUUGGCCGCGUCGAUCCAGCUGCAGCGGGACUCGACUCAACACAAGCCUAUCGAGGCGAGCGAAUACUCCGGUCCCGUGGAGCAAUCCUUUGCCCAGGGGCGCCUUUGGUUCCUCGAACAGCUUGACAUUGGCUCGACGGGAUACCUCGUUCCCCUUGCCGUACGACUCCGCGGGCCGCUGCAGGCCGAAGCCCUCACAGCCGCGCUGCAUACUCUCGAGCAGCGCCACGAGAGUCUCCGGACGACUUUUCAAGGCCGUGAGGGUGUCGGUUUGCAAGUCGUCCGGCCGGCUCGAGCCAGAAACCUCAACAUCGUCGACGUGCCGGCGGGAGAAGACUUCAUGGAGCGGCUGGAGAAGGACCAAAAGACACCGUUCGAUCUGUCUUCUCAGCCAGGCUGGCGAGUCACCCUGCUUCGGCUCGGAAACCAGGACCACGUCAUGUCCAUCGUGAUGCAUCACAUUAUAUGCGAUGGCUGGUCCCUCGAUGUUUUGCAGCGCGAGCUGGCUACGUUCUACACUGCUGCAGUCGAGGGCAAGGACCCCUCAUCGCAAGUCUCACCUCUCCCUAUCCAAUACCGUGAUUUUUCACUAUGGCAGAAACAACCGACACAGGCGGCCAAGCAAGAGAAACAACUGGCAUACUGGAAAGGCCAGCUCGAUGGCAGCCAGCCGGCCAGCCUGCUAUGCGACAAGCCGAGACCCACGAAGCUAUCUGGCGAUGCCGGUGUCGUCCCGUUCAAGAUUGACGGGGCCGUAUAUGAGCGGCUGCAGUCUUUCUGCCGGAACCAUCGGAUAACGCUGUUCAGUGCCCUCUUUGCAGUCUUCAGAGCUACGCACUACCGCCUCACUGGUGUUGAGGACGCCGCCAUUGGCAUGCCCAUCGCCAACCGCAACCGACCAGAGCUUGAGGAAAUGAUUGGCUUCUUCGUCAACUCGCAGUGUAUACGAACUUCUGUGACCGAAAAGGGCACCUUCAAAGACCUGGUUAGUCAGGUUCAGUCCACAGUGGCGGCCGCCUCUGAGCAUCAGGAUGUGCCAUUUGAACGUAUCGUCUCUACUCUCCUGCCCGGGUCCAGAGAUACGUCCCGCAACCCCCUGGUUCAGCUCAUGUUCACCUUUCACGCGCAGAAAGACCUUGGAAAGAUCAGGCUGGGCGAGCUCGAGGGUGAGCCUCUGUCGAUAAAGCCCACCACUCGGUUCGAUGCAGAGGUCUACAUGGCCCAGCAUGAAGGCUGCUUGGGUGGUAACGUUGUCUUCUCCACGGACCUUUUCGAGGAGGAGACCAUCCGCGGCAUCGUCAACAUCUUCCAGGAAGUCCUGUUCCAAGGCCUCGAGCAGCCGGAAGUGCCGAUUGCAGGACUUCCGCUUGCCCAGCGGGGACUCGGUGAGCAGAUGCGCCAGAUGGGCCUGCUCGACAUGGAUACUCCAGAGUACCCGCGCAAUGCAAGCGUCGUUGAUAUCUUUAACGAGCAAGUCAUAGCUCGUCCGGACGCAGUGGCCGUCUCUGAUGCAUCGUCCUCUCUCACGUAUCGUCAACUGUACCAGCAGUCCAACCAAAUCGCUAGUUACCUUGGACAGCGACAGAUGGCACCCGAAACGAUGGUCGCGGUACUCGCGCCGCGCUCGUGCGAGACAGUUGCCACGUUCCUCGGCAUUCUCAAGGCUAAUCUCGCAUAUAUCCCGCUGGAUGUCAACGUUCCCGCUGCCCGUGUUGAGGCCAUCUUGUCAUCGGUUCCCGGACACAAAUUGGUCUUGCUCGGCACCGGUGUCUCCCCCCUUCCGACCGAGUCUGCAGAGAUGGAACAGGUACAAAUCAGUCAUGCCUUGAGCCAAGGAGAGACCGCAAGCACCUCCAGCGCCCGAAAGUACACCCAGGUCGCUGCCACAAACCUCGCCUGCGUCAUCUUCACGUCUGGCUCGACCGGCCGGCCGAAGGGCGUCUUGGUCGAGCACCGCGGCAUCGUGCGGCUCGUCAAGUCGUCGAAUGUGACGCAUCCGCUGAAAGCUAUGACGGUCUUCCACAUCUCAAAUCUUGCCUUCGACGCCGCUACAUGGGAGAUCUAUACACCGCUCCUCAACGGAGGCACAGUGGUAUGCAUCGAUCACAUGUCGGUGCUGAACCCUACUGCGCUCGGCCAGGCAUUUGUAGCAAACGGCGCCACAGCCGCCUUCCUUACGACUGCUCUCUUGAGGCAGGUUCUCGAGGAGGCGCCAUCGGUCAUCAGUGGCCUGGAUCUGCUGCUUUCUGGAGGUGAAACGAUGCGGCCAAAGGAUGCGUUCAGAGCGCGCGAACUAGUCCGGCAAAGGUUCUACCACGUGUACGGGCCAACCGAGAAUACAACCUACAGUACUCUCUACCAUAUGGGUGAAGACGAGCGCUGUAUCAAUGGUGUCCCUAUCGGGAGGGCUAUCAGCAACUCCGGGGCCUAUGUCAUGGAUGCUCUGCAACAGCUCACCCCCAUUGGCACUAUAGGCGAGCUGGUCGUGACUGGAGAUGGCCUCGCCCGGGGCUAUACUGAUUCUUCACUGGAAAAGGACCGAUUCGUGCAAGUCCAUGUUGGCGGGCAGUCCAUCAAGGCCUAUCGCACUGGCGAUCGCGCACGAUACCGACCCGGCGACGGCCAGAUCGAGUUCUUCGGGCGCAUGGAUCAGCAAACCAAGAUCAGAGGCCACCGGAUCGAGCCGGCCGAGAUAGAGCAGACCAUUCUUACCAUCAGCACCGUCCAUGACGCUGCCGUCGUCGUUCGGAAACAAGGAGGUCAGGAUUCAGAGCUUGUGGGCUUCGUCACGGCCCAGCGGCAGGCCAACGGUUCCUCUGCCUCGCACGCCGAGCGUCUCGGAACGGAAGAACAAUCUGCUGGGGACGUUGAAAGGGAGGUUCACCAGCGUCUUCGCGCCCUGCUUCCACCCUACAUGGUGCCGUCGCAGAUUAUCCUGCUCGCUCGAAUGCCGCUGAACGCAAACGGCAAGGUCGACCGCCGCGAGCUCGCUCGGAUGGCCCUCACUGUGUCCAGGAGAAGUGCUGCUGCAGUUCGUGUUGCGCCGCGCAACAAAGCAGAAGAGGCCCUAUGCGAUGAGUUCACAGACCUACUUGGGGUUGAAGUCGGCGUCACUGAUAACUUCUUUCACCUGGGUGGGCAUUCCCUCAUGGCAACGAAGCUGGCGGCCCGUAUCAGCCGCCGCCUAGAUGCCUAUAUCUCCGUUAAAGAUGUCUUCGAUCGUCCUGUUGUAGCUGAUCUCGCGGCCGGGAUUCGUCAAGGGUCUAUGCUUCAUAACGCGAUCAAAUCAACACCCUACACGGGGCCUGUUGAGCAGUCCUUUGCGCAAGGGCGUCUCUGGUUCCUGGAGAAGCUCAACAUCAGCGGAUCAUGGUAUAUCAUGCCUAUUUCCGCGCGCAUGCGAGGGCCAAUUAACAUUGAGGCUCUGCAAACGGCGUUACGCGCGGUGGAACAACGGCACGAGACGCUUCGAACCACCUUUGAGGAGCACGGCGGCGUCGGCGUACAAAUAGUAAACCCCAGCAACUCCAGGCCGCUCAGGGUCAUGGAUAUCUCGCACGAGAGCCCCGAUGGACCCUUCCCCCUUCUGCAGCGGGAGCAACAAUCCCCGUUCGACUUGACCUCUGAACCGGGAUGGAGAGUGGCGCUUUUCCGUCUAGGUAAGGAGGACCAUAUCCUCUCCAUCGUCAUGCACCACAUCAUCUCAGACGGCUGGUCCGUCGAUAUCCUUCGCAGGGAGCUAGCAAUCUUCUAUGCCGCCGCACUCCGAGGUCAGGAUCCCGAGGUGACGCCUCUCCCCAUCCAGUACCGCGACUUUUCGCUAUGGCAAAAGACGGAGGAACAGGUCGUCGAACAUCAGAGACAGUUAGAGUACUGGACCAAGCAACUAGCUGACAGCUCGCCUGCGGAGCUCCUCUGCGAUAAACCACGCCCAGCAGUGCCCUCUGGCAAAGGUGGCGUCAUCCAGGCCAAGAUCGACGGUCCUCUUUACGAAAGCCUCCAGGCCUUCUGCCAGACACGUCAAGUCACUCCAUUCGCAGUCCUCCUGGCUGCGUUCCGCGCCGCGCACUUUCGCUUGACGGGCGUGGAAGACGCCACAAUCGGGACACCCAUGGCCAACCGCAACCGACCGGAAUUGGAAGAGUUGAUCGGCUUCUUUGUCAACACACAGUGUAUGAGGGUAGUCGUUGAUGAUGAAUCCUUUGACGGUCUCGUCCAGCAGGUCCGCAUCACGACGACGGCUGCUUUUGAAAACCAGGAUGUCCCUUUCGAACGCGUGGUCUCGGCGCUUCUCCCGGGCUCAAGGGAUACCUCCCGGAACCCGCUGGUACAACUCAUGUUCGCUGUCCAUUCGCAGCAGGACCUCGGCCGCAUCAAGCUCGAGGGCCUUGCCAGCGAACCGCUCCCCGUAGCUGUCACCACCCGCUUCGACCUCGAAUUUCACCUCUUCCAAGAGGAGGCAUGUCUAGCCGGCAACGCGCUCUUCGCUGCCGAUCUAUUCGAGCCAGAAACCAUUCAGUGUCUCGUGGAUACCUUCCAGGAGAUCCUAAAACGGGGUCUGGCGCAGCCCGAGAUACCUAUCUCGAGCCUUCCUCUCACCAAUGGGCUGGCGGCGUUGCGAAGCAUGGGUCUGCUCGAGGUUGAAAAGACCGACUACCCCCGACAAUCCAGUGUGGUCGACGUGUUCCUCGACGAGGUGGCUGCUCAUCCGCACCGGGUCGCUGUCAAGGACGCCUCAACUCAGAUGACUUACGCUCAGCUCAGCGAGACGUCGGAUCGACUCGCCGCCUGGCUCCGGCUACGGAAAAUGGAGCCCGAGACGCUUGUAGCUGUGCUUGCUCCAAGAUCUUGCCAGACCGUCGUUGCUUUCCUCGCCAUCUUGAAGGCCGGCCUUGCGUAUCUCCCACUUGACAUCAACGUCCCCGCCGCGCGUCUUGAGUCGAUUCUAUCAGCCGUCCCCAGGCUUACUCUGGUUCUCCUCGGCGACGACGUUUCCACGCCUAAUGUCCGUCUGUCUAACCUCCGAUUUGUUCCUUUGGGUGGCGCCAUUGCUUCAUCGCGUCAACCGUCGACCAAGCCUCCAGCAAGCGUUUCUUUCCCAUCAGCAACAAGUCUUGCAUACGUCAUCUUCACUUCAGGCUCUACUGGCCGGCCUAAGGGCGUCAUGGUCGAACACCGCGGUAUCGUCCGCCUGGUGAAGCAGAGCAACAUCGUACGGGAACUUCCGGAAGAAACAACGAUCGCCCACGUCUCAAAUAUUGCUUUUGAUGCCUCAGCCUGGGAAAUGUACACGGCCCUCCUUAACGGCGCUACCCUUGUCUGUAUCGACUACUAUACCACUUUGGAUAGCCGGGCCCUUGGGGCUGUGUUUGCCCGCGAAAGCAUUCGUGUGGCUAUGCUCUCGCCAGCACUGCUCAAACAGUGCAUUAUAAACACUCCAAGCACUCUGAGCGACCUGGAGAUCCUCUACGUGGGCGGAGAUCGACUGAACCCAUUGGACGCUACAGAUGCUAAAGCCCUCGUAAAGACUGGCGUCUAUAAUGCGUAUGGUCCCACGGAAAACAGUGUUGCGAGUACCAUUUAUAAGGUCAAGGAGGGCGACUUGUUUGAACAUGGCGUGCCUAUUGGUCGGGCCGUGAGCAAUUCCGGGGUUUAUAUCAUGGACUCACGCCAGCAACUGGUCUCUAUCGGCGUGAUGGGUGAGCUCGUUGUGACUGGAGACGGCCUUGCUCGUGGAUACACAGACCACGCGCUCGAUAAAAACCGCUUCAUGUACGUCACCAUCGAAGGUCGUCUUGUCCGGGUAUACCGGACCGGAGACCGCGCUCGGUACCGGCCAUCGGACGGGCAGAUCGAGUUCUUCGGCCGCAUCGACCAGCAGACUAAGAUCCGCGGGCACCGGAUCGAGCUCGCCGAAGUGGAGCUUGCCAUGCUGAGGCAUCCGGUCGUCCGCGACGCGGCCAUCGUUAUUCGCAGCACGCCCGGCCAGGACCAGGAAAUGGUCGGCUUCGUCACCGUCCAGGAGGACCAGUCCGUCCAGGACGACUCAAGCAAGCAGGUGGAGGGUUGGGGAACCCACUUCGAGAUCGGGACGUACGCAGAUAUCGAAACAAUCGACAAGUCCGUCAUCGGCAAUGACUUCUUGGGCUGGACGUCCAUGUACGACGGCACUUUGAUCGACAAGGCGGAGAUGCAGGAAUGGCUUGACGAGGGCAUAGCAGCCCUGCUGGACGGCCAACCAGCUGGCCGCGUGCUCGAAAUUGGUACGGGUACCGGCAUGAUCCUGUUCAAUCUUGGUCGGGGUUUGGAGAACUACAUAGGUCUUGAGCCAUCCAGCUCGGCCGCGGCCUUCGUGAACAACAGCAUCAAGGCUUCUCCAUCGUUUGCCGAAAAGGCCCAGGUGCUUGUCGGCACGGCCAUGGAUGCAGGCCGGUUGGACCAGGUAACCCAAAGCCGCACCGACAUGGUCGUCAUCAACUCGGUUGCGCAAUACUUCCCCUCGGCCAACUAUCUCCUGGAGGUUAUUGAGACACUUACACGACUACCGGGGGUAAAGCGUCUGUUCUUUGGCGACAUGCGGACCUACGCCACGAAUAAGGGCUUUCUUGCGGGCAGAGCCCUGCAUUCCUUGGGAGAAAACAUCACGAGAGGCGGCGUUCGUCAAAAGAUCACCGAGUUGGAAGAAAACGAGGAAGAGCUCCUCGUCGACCCGGCCUUCUUCACGGGGCUCCUCACCCGUAUGCCAGAACGCAUCUGGCACGUGGAAAUCCUACCCAAGAGGAUGAAGGCCACCAACGAGCUCAGCAGAUACCGGUACAGCGCCGUCUUACACGUACGAGGCACAGAAUCGCCAAAUCAGACCGUACACCCAGUCGACCCCGACGCUUGGGUCGACUUCCAAGCGUCAUCGAUGGAUCAUCAAGGCCUUCUUGCUCUGUUGCAGGGCUCGCCGAACGCAUCCGCCAUCGCCGUCGGUAAUAUCCCUUACAGCAAAACCAUGUUCGAGCGGCUGCUGGUUGAAUCCCUCGAGCAGGACGAUGACGACGCACAGGACGGCGUCGACGGCGCAACUUGGAUCUCGGACAUCCAAAAGGCCGCUGAGCGUCGCGUGGCUCUGUCUCCUCUGGAUCUGGUUCAGAUCGGCGAGGCAGCCGGAUUCCGCGUGGAGCUCAGCUGGGCCCGGCAGCGGUCCCAGAAGGGCGGCAUCGAUGCCGUCUUCCACCGUCACCAACCCGAGAAGAAGGGAUUACGCGUCCUCGUCCAGUUUCCCACGGAGCAUCAGGGCCGGCCGGCGAGCCUGCUCACGAAUCGUCCUCUCCAGCGCCUCCAGAGCCGCAAGGUGGAAGCGCAGAUCCGUGAGCAACUUCAGACCCUGCUCCCGUCUUACAUGAUCCCCGCCCAGAUCAUUGCCCUCGACCAGAUGCCCGUCAACGCCAACGGCAAAGUCGAUCGGCGCGAGCUCACGCGCAAGGCACGAGCCGCGCCGGUCAGUAAGCCGCCCUCAGAGCGCAUUGCGCCGCGCAACGAGGUCGAGAAGGCGUUGUGCGAAGAGUUCGCCGACGAGCUCGGCGUCGAGACCGGCAUCACUGACAGCUUCUUCGACCUCGGCGGACAGUCGCUCAUGGCGGCGAAGCUCGCCGCGCGCAUCAGCCGGCGACUGGGCAUCAACGUAACCGUCAAGGACAUCUUUGACAAGCCGUCCCCUGCCGAUCUCGCCAUCAAGAUCACGCAAGCCGCGCUCGACGGCCCCAGCAAAGGGACAUCGGAGGCGGUAAAUAGUGAGCCCUUCCAGCUCCUCUCGCAGGAAGACCCGGAGGGCUUCGUCCAGCGAGAGCUCGCCCCCCAGCUGGAUCCCUCUUACGGCAAGAUCUUGGACUCCUACCCCGUGACGUGGUCGCAGAGGACCUUUAUCAAAGACUCCUUCACGGGAAAGCCGCGUGACCCGGCCCUCUUCAUCAUCGACUUCCCCGCCAGCGCGGACCUCAAGAGGGUCACCGAGUGCGCUGCCGCCAUGGUCCGGAGCUUUGACGUCUUCCGAUCCGUGUUUUUGCCGGCUUCCGGCAAGUUCUACCAGGUGGUUCUGGGCCACCUGAAGGUGCCCACCGAGAUGAUCCAUGUCGAGGGAGACCUUACCAGCGCGACCCGCGCCCUCGAGGACUUGGACAUCCGCGAACCGUUCACCCUGGGGCACGCAUUCUAUCGCAUUGGUAUUCUUAAGAAGCAAGGCGCCCCCGUGCGCAUGGCGCUGCGGAUGAACCACGCGCUGUAUGACGGCCUCAGCCUGCCGCCCCUCAUGCGCGGCCUCCACGCCUUUUACAUUGGCGAGCAUCUGCCGCCGCAGCCUAGCUUUUCUAGCUUCGUCCAGCAUAUGAUGAAUACCCGCGAGGAAGGCUACAAGUUCUGGCGCUCGGUUCUACAGGGUUCGUCAAUGACGUUCUGGACGGGCGCGGACGGCACCGGCCGUCACCACGGCGAGGGCCACGAAGUCCCGGACGGCGUCUGGCUGUCGGAGAAGACCAUCGAGACGCCGAUCCAGGCCAGCGCGGACGGUAUCACGUCGGCGACGGUCUUCAACACGGCGUCCGCUUUCGUGCUGGGCGACCAGAUCGGGACAAAGGACGUCGUCCUCGGUUACGUGGUAUCGGGGCGGCAAUGCCUCCCUAUCAGCUGCCAGAGCGUCUUCGGCUUCUGCUCCAACACAGUCCCGGUCCGGGUCGUCCUUGACGCGGCCGCCGACCCGAGGGCAAUGCUCCGCAAGGUGCAGCAGCAGUACAUCGACAGUUUGCCCUUUGAUACGCUGGGCCUAGACGACAUCAGGGACAACUGCACAGAAUGGCCGAAGACGGUGGAUAACUUCAGCUGCUCUACUUCCUACCUUAACCUCAACCGGCACCCCCACAGCGGCGACGGAGACGAGCGAAUCCAGCUGAGCAACCUCCCCCGAAAGGUUCAACCGCGUGAGGCCAUCGGGCUGGACCCCACCGUAGAAAGAUUCAUGUCCGACGAAAUCUCCACGCAUGACAUGGACCUCGUGGGAAUCCCCGAUGCUGACGGGGCACAUCUGCGGGUUAUCGUCAUGGCGAACCGCAGACUCUGCGACGAGUCGACGGUCGACAACAUGUUGGUUAGUCUCUGUGACAAGAUCCAGACGCUCAGCUCCAUCGCGCAUGGCUCGCCACCUAAGCCGGCAAACGGAGACGCAAGGAAGACGUUCAACGGCAACGGGGAGCACUCGGUCAAUGGCAGCUCGCAGCAUACAUCCAAUGGCCACGCCAAUGUUGCAACCACCGAAAACAAGAAGCAAAGUUAA
Messenger RNA from Colletotrichum graminicola M1.001, 26808 nucleotides. Its product is annotated as AMP-binding enzyme. Gene Ontology annotation, cellular component: cytoplasm. The transcript has a single exon. Gene Ontology annotation, biological process: amino acid activation for nonribosomal peptide biosynthetic process; secondary metabolite biosynthetic process. Lineage: Eukaryota; Fungi; Ascomycota; Sordariomycetes; Glomerellales; Glomerellaceae. The record is from RefSeq and is a predicted model, not a curated record. Gene Ontology annotation, molecular function: phosphopantetheine binding; catalytic activity. Bases 1 to 26808 code for a protein of 8935 amino acids.